Messenger RNA from Osmerus eperlanus (European smelt), 1962 nucleotides. RefSeq names its product TNF superfamily member 10 (gene tnfsf10). The coding region runs from base 159 to 1019 and encodes 286 amino acids. Gene Ontology annotation, biological process: immune response. The record is from RefSeq and is a predicted model, not a curated record. Gene Ontology annotation, cellular component: membrane. Gene Ontology annotation, molecular function: tumor necrosis factor receptor binding. The transcript is spliced from 6 exons. Lineage: Eukaryota; Metazoa; Chordata; Actinopteri; Osmeriformes; Osmeridae.
AGAGAAAGGUUCUUGUUCCCUAAGGUGGCCCCGCCUUCUCCUCCCUCUCCGUUCUGGCUCGUGAGCGGACUGCGCUCCAGGGGGGGACACAAGUCAGAACUCUCCUCCUCUAUUGUUCUGGAUCUGGAGCGGAACGGGACGCGCGGCAGUCUGUCGGUAUGACGGGCUCGAGCGGCGUUCCGUGCCUUGGGAUUCUGCUUCUCGUUGCUGUCCUGCUGCAGACAGUGGCCGUCACCGUCACCGUGCUAUACUUCACCAAUGUUCUUAAUUCGAUGAAGGAGACGUUCGCCAGGGGCAGCGUCUCGUGCCUCACACGCGCCAAUCUGCGGGGUGCCUACCUGCGCGCGGCCGACGAGGGCCGCGGGGACCCGUGUUGGCAAGUCACGCAGCAGCUGCACAGCCUCAUUGAAAAGUCCUUGUCCCAGAGAUACCAGUUGGAGAUCUCCACAGCGGUCAAAGAUGAGGUGUCACGGGUGUUGCCCUCACUUGUAAUGGAAGACAUCGCUUCACCCCGCCCCAAAGUGGCCGCCCACGUCACAGGAAGCUACGUGUCCACAGUGGAGAUGGAGGAGGGAGUUUCUGCCAUCCGUCGCAUCCAGGGGCAGAAGAUUACGUGGUGGGAGGGGCAAAAGGGCCUCGCCUUCCUGCGAGACAUCCGAUUGGUUGACGGGGAGCUGGUGGUGCCACGCCCGGGCCUGUACUAUGUCUAUGCCCAGACCUACUUCAGACACACCCAUUCCCAGGAGGAGGAGGGGGAGGAGGGGGAGGAGGACAGAGGGAGGCCCAUGCUCCAAUACGUGUACAAGAAGGUCACCUCCUACCCGGUCCCCAUCCUGCUGAUGAAGACGAGUCGUACCCCCUGUUGGUCCCGGGCCUCCCAGUUCUCCCUCCACUCCGCCCACCAGGGGGGGCUCUUCCCCCUCGCCGCGGGCGACCGCCUCUUCGUCACCGUGAGCAACGCCUCCGCCGUCGACAUGGACGAGAGAAGCAGCUUCUUCGGGGCCUUCCUACUCAGCUAGGGGAGGGUCGAAGGUCGAAGACGGGAGCCAGAGUGGAGGGGGGGGUCGGGCUUGGGGCAUGACACUGCAGCACUGUGAGACUGUCACAUGAGAUGUAGUUGUCGGUGCCUGUCUCUGUUCUGUGUGGACUAGAGAGGGAGAGUAGCUCUAGCCAAACUGAUACAUCUAACGGCAAGCCAAAUAAAAACAUCCUUGUCUGUUCAGCUCUCAAACCAAAGGAGGAGACAAAAGGAUCGGUUGAAACAUCUGGGUUUUUCUUAAGAGGAUUGUUGCGGAUUGCCUGCUUCCAGCAUUCUCCAUCGCCAAACACGAAUGACUUUUCCUUAUACAGGAACUCGCCCUGUCCUGGGACAUGGGAUACCUGUAAAUACGGGUACUGUGUGGUUUCUGAUGUUCCAACUUGUACAGCAAAAUGCUUGGUUUUCUUUCCACGAUUGUAGCCCGUCACAGCCAACGAUGACAUAACCCAACGAGAAGAGCGCUGCAAGUGAUUUACCUUGGCACCUCCCACGGCUCACUGCUUUUAUUGUCAACUGUCGGUUUAUCGACGCUGUGUGUAGACUCGUGUAUCGGCUGGCUCCUCAGUUUAGGGGCGAGGGAGUCAGCUUGUUCUGCUCAACUCAGCAACGACACUGCCAAUUGUUGAUUCAUAACUUGUGUAGAUCCAGACAGUGUGUGUGUGUGUGUCUGGGAGGGUGGGGGGGGGGGAGGGGGUUAGGGAGCAUGGUGUUCUCAUCAAACUAUCCUCACUCCUUCUCAAGGUUUAUAUAGACCCAUACCAAACAUUGUAGCCAUAAAACCAUGAGGAUGUUUUUAAAACGAGGGGAAGGAGAUGUUUAUGAGCCUUUGAAGAGUACCCAGUAAAGUACAAUUGAAUGUGAAUGUAAAUAUAAAAUGGACCAAGUCUGUAAAUAUGUAUGAAAUAAAGACGUUGUGAACGACC